AUGAGCUCCCGCUGGUGGUACAUUUGGUUGCGGAUCGUGCUGGUGGUAUGGUGGCCGACGGUGGCAAGCGGCCGGCGGGAAGCAAAGUUCAACUGCACGCUGACGGCGAACUACUACGACUGCCUGUUCCGGGACGUGAUCAUCCGGAGUGAACCCGAAGCGGACGGUGUGUUUUUCGGCGUGCAAAACUUCAACGACACGAGCAUCGCGUUCCGGGACUCCUCGAUGGUGGUGCUGCCGAAGAAGAUCUUCGAGACGUUCCCAGCGAUUCAGUACCUCUCGAGUGACGGAUGCCACAUCCAGCGGUUGCUUGGGGGAACGUUCGCGAACGCGCAGCGUCUGCAGGAGCUGCAUCUGUACGAUAACCGGCUCACGCGGUUGGCCAAUUUCGUGUUCAACGGUGCGCUACAGCUGGAGAUCCUCUCGCUGUACAACAACACGAUCCGCGAGCUGGAAGAGCACGCCUUCGAUGGCCUCGGACACCUGCGGUUGCUGUACAUGGACGAGAACCGGCUCGAGCGGUUACCGGACGGUGUGUUUUCGGGUCUGGAAGAGCUGCAGAUUCUCGAGCUGCAGCACAACCGCAUCAAGGAGAUCACGGACGAUCAGUUCGUGCUGUGUCCGAUGUUGCGUGAGCUCAACCUAAGCGCAAAUAUGGUCAGCACGUUCAACAUGACGCAGCUGCAGCUGCUAAACAAGCUCGAAACGCUGGACGUGGCACGGAACUACCUCGACGAGGUGUUCGUGACGAAGUACGUGCGCACGCUAAACGCCCAGGAGAACCAGAUCAGCCGCAUCCUGAUGGAUCAGGGCGAUUUUUUCCAGCUCGCGCACCUCAACCUUUCGCGCAACAGCAUCGCAAACAUCAACAACAUCUUCAAGUUUCGCAACCUGAUCGAGCUGGACGUGUCGUACAACGAGCUGGUGACGCUCGAUUUCGUCAUCUUCGCGUUCAUGAAGAACCUGCGGGACAUCAAGCUGAACAACAACCGGCUGUGGGUGCUGGACAAUGGCAUCCCGUCGCCGGCAAAGUCACUGCGCACGCUUAACCUCGCCCACAACAAGUUCCUGUACCUGGAUCUGGCCGUGCUCGACACGUUUCCGGCGCUCGAGUACAUCUACCUGCACGGGAACGAUCUGAUCGACAUGCAGAUCGAGGAGAUCGAGCAAAACUUCCCCUACCUGACGCUUAUCUCCUGCGACAACAACGAUUGGGACUGCAUCAAUCUGAUGCACAUCGUGACGCUGCUCGAGCGGGCGUACGUGAAGUGGUCGAGCGGGAACCGGAACUGCACGCGCCCGGAACAGCAUCGGUACAUUUGCUGCACGUCGGCGGAGCAUCACCUGCGCGAGAAGAUCGUACGGUUGACGCGCGAGAUCUACCGUUCGCGCAAGAUGAUCAAGCAGCUGAUCAUGGAGAAUGCGGAGCUGCGCAGUGAGGUCGAGAUGCAGUAUCUGCCGAGUGAUGGGGCGUAGGUGCGGGGCGGAUCAAGUUUUCCCGGUGGAAAUGACGUAAAGCUGGCAGGCGCGUAGCGGCGUUGUGUGAAAAAAAAAUGCGCUUUUCUUUCUGCGGGGACACAAACAAACACGCGCGUGUUGUGAGUGUGAAGAAAAUUGUAACCUGUUG
Molecule: messenger RNA, 1627 nt
Organism: Anopheles nili
Lineage: Eukaryota; Metazoa; Arthropoda; Insecta; Diptera; Culicidae
Product: leucine-rich repeat-containing protein 15-like
Exons: 2
Coding region: 1-1476 (491 amino acids)
Molecular function (GO): protein binding
Source: RefSeq, a predicted model, not a curated record